Molecule: messenger RNA, 441 nt
Organism: Fusarium venenatum
Lineage: Eukaryota; Fungi; Ascomycota; Sordariomycetes; Hypocreales; Nectriaceae
Source: RefSeq, a predicted model, not a curated record
AUGACUAGAACGCCAGUAUCUGCCAGGAAUGCUCCGGCAGUGCCGUCGAACCUGAUGAACCAGGCCAUCAUCGCCAAUGGCUUCGUCUUCACUUCGGGCGGAGUCGCGAUGGAUCCCAAGACUGGAAAGAUUAUUGACGGUGACAUUGAGGCCCAUACUCUUACAACAGCUAACGAGGCGGUUUUGCUUCUUCAGCGCCAAAUUAUCCGCAACCUUGGUGCCAUCCUUGACGAAGCUGGCUCAAGUCUGAAUGACGUGGUCGAAGUCAACAUUUAUCUAUCCGACAUGAAGUAUUACGCCAAGAUGAACGAGGUGUAUUCUGAGUACUGGGGUGACUUGAAGCCUGCUAGAACAUGUGUUGCUGUCAAGAGUUUACCUAUGAACGCCAACAUCGAGAUCAAAUGUGUCGGAAUUGUUACCAAGCCAAAGUCCAAGCUGUGA